Penicillium digitatum Pd1 is the source of this 444-nucleotide messenger RNA. The record is from RefSeq and is a predicted model, not a curated record. Lineage: Eukaryota; Fungi; Ascomycota; Eurotiomycetes; Eurotiales; Aspergillaceae.
AUGGUGCUGUGCAUUGCCAGCAAGUACUUUUUCUAUGCGGCUAUCAUGGGAAAUGUUGACCAUGUGCGGUAUUUGGUUCAGUACUCUGGGGAGAAGCUUGAUCCCAAUGCUGAGGGACAGAAGUAUGAACGGGGAGCGUUUUCAAUUGCGGCUUCGGCAGAGCGGCUGCAAGUUGUACAAUUUCUACUAGGGUGGGAGGCUACAGAUCCCAAUUUGCAGACGCAUUGGAAAAGGCAGACGCCUUUAUUUGUUGCUGCGGAAAAUGGACACGAGCAGAUCGUGAGGUUAUUGGUUGGAUGUGAGAGGGUUGGGUUAGAGAUUGCUGAUAUGCGUGGGACUACGCCGUUGGGGGUUGCGACGGAAAGAAACCACGAGGGGAUCGUUAGGCGGUUAUUGACUGGGUCUAGACGGGCUGAACCGAAUGCUCGUGAUGAGAACGGUUAG